Messenger RNA from Ochotona curzoniae (black-lipped pika), 1391 nucleotides. Its product is annotated as alcohol dehydrogenase 1. Gene Ontology annotation, cellular component: cytosol. The transcript has 9 exons. Lineage: Eukaryota; Metazoa; Chordata; Mammalia; Lagomorpha; Ochotonidae. Gene Ontology annotation, molecular function: all-trans-retinol dehydrogenase (NAD+) activity; zinc ion binding. The record is from RefSeq and is a predicted model, not a curated record. Gene Ontology annotation, biological process: retinol metabolic process; retinoic acid metabolic process. Bases 24 to 1259 code for a protein of 411 amino acids.
AUCAUGUGCGAAUUUGAUGACACAUGAGCAAACAAAACAUCUGUGCAAUAUAUUUGCUUCAUGUACUUGUGCAAGCAAGAAGUCCACAAGAAUUUGCCAGUCUCCUGGUCUGCAGAGAACUCAGAAACAACAUGAGCACAGAAGGAAAAGUAAUAAAAUGCAAAGCAGCUGUGCUAUGGGAGAGAAACAAGCCCUUUUCCAUCGAGGAGGUGGAGGUCGCACCACCUAAGGCCCAUGAAGUUCGUAUUAAGAUGGUGGCCACUGGAAUCUGCCGCUCAGACGACCACGCGGUUAGUGGAAGCAUUGUCUCUCCUCUCCCUAUUAUUCUAGGCCAUGAGGCAGCUGGCAUUGUGGAGAGCAUAGGUGAAGGCGUGACAACUGUAAAACCAGGUGAUAAAGUCAUCCCGCUCUUUACUCCCCAGUGUGGAAAAUGCAGAGUUUGUAAACAUCCAGAGAGCAAUUUCUGCUUGAAAAAUGAUUUGGCCAAGCCACGUGGAACAUUAGUGGAUGGUACCAGAAGGUUUACCUGUAAGGGAAAACCUGUCUACCACUUUGUAGGCACCAGCACCUUCUCCCAGUACACAGUGGUGGAUGAGAUUUCAGUAGCCAAAAUUGAUGCAGCUGCACCGCUGGAGAAAGUCUGCCUCAUUGGCUGCGGAUUUUCCACUGGUUAUGGGUCGGCAGUCAAAGUUGCCAAGGUCACCCCAGGGUCGACCUGUGCUGUGUUUGGUCUGGGAGGAGUUGGCCUCUCUGUUAUUAUGGGCUGUAAAGCAGCUGGGGCAGCCAGGAUCAUCGGGGUGGACAUCAACAAAGACAAGUUUCCAAAGGCCAAAGAGGUUGGUGCCACUGAGUGCAUUAACCCUCAAGACUAUAAGAAGCCCAUCCACGAAGUGAUACAGGAAAUGAGCGACGGAGGUGUGGACUUUUCAUUUGAAGUGAUUGGUCGGCUUGACACCAUGACUGCUGCCCUGUCAUGCUGCCAUGGGUCGUGUGGCACAAGUGUUGUCGUAGGGGUACCCCCAGAUUCACAAAGCCUCUCAGUGAACCCUCUGGAAAUACUGACAGGACGCACCUGGAAAGGAGCAGUCUUUGGUGGCUAUAAGAGUAAGGACUCUGUUCCCAAGCUCGUAGCUGAUUUUAUGGCUAACAAGUUCCAGUUGGAUCCACUAAUAACCAAAGUUUUACCCUUUGAAAAAAUAAAUGAAGGAUUUGACCUGCUUCGCACUGGAAAGAGUAUUCGUACCAUCCUGACAUUUUGAGAUCACACAAAUGCCUUCCCUGGACACAGUCCUCUGAUGCCCGUGCUCUGCAUCAUCUGCAAUACAAGCCACACAGCAUUACUUCUACUUCUUCUUUCUGGGAGAUGCCUCAAUAAACGAGAUGUGAAAGCU